Varroa destructor (honeybee mite) is the source of this 7176-nucleotide messenger RNA. RefSeq names its product eukaryotic translation initiation factor 3 subunit b (gene eIF3b). Gene Ontology annotation, molecular function: RNA binding; translation initiation factor binding; translation initiation factor activity. The record is from RefSeq and is a predicted model, not a curated record. Gene Ontology annotation, cellular component: eukaryotic translation initiation factor 3 complex. Gene Ontology annotation, biological process: translational initiation. NCBI's taxonomy places the organism in Eukaryota, Metazoa, Arthropoda, Arachnida, Mesostigmata, Varroidae.
CUAAAUUUAGAGCUAUCGAAUAAGUUUCUAUGAGAACCUGUGAUACCGCAACUUCUAUGCCAGCCGGCGCGUUCUUGUUGGCUCUCUUCGACAACAUAUGUGUUGUAACAACGUGCGUUGGCGUGAAAAUUUUCAUAUUAACGUGAUUUGUGUAUUCGGUUUGAUAGUUCAGCGCUUAACGGUGAGCAGCCAGUGAUGGUAACCAAGAGUGCGAAGAUCAAAACUCGUCCAGAUCCCGCUAUGGAUGAAAUUAGCGAUGAUGAGCCGGACUUCUCCGACCCCGAAGGUUUCAUUGAUGACAUUAACGACGAGGAUUUGCUUGAGGACUUAUACCGCGAGCGACCAGCAGAAGCUGACGGUCUUGAAUCCGUAAUCGUGGUGGACAACAUACCGAUUGUGACUCCUGAACGUCUCGAUAAGCUCAAGAGUGUUCUCCAUAAAACGUUCUCUCCGUUCGGCGAGACAAGUUCGUGGGAGUUUCCCAUUGACGAGGAAACUGGAAAAACAAAAGGUUUCGUGUUCAUCGAAUACCGGGACGCCACUGGAGCUCAGGAAGCUGUACAGCGCAUGAAUGGAUACAAACUAGAUAAGAAUCAUACGUUUAUCGUCUGCCCGUUCACCGACUUUCAGAAGUACGAGGCCCUCUCAGAAGACUGGCGCCCUCCGCAGCCACAGCCAUAUCCAUAUGGUCAAUACGGCAAUUUAGGUCUGUACCUUCAGGAACCUGACUGUCGAGAUCAAUUUGUCGUCACCUCGGAAAAUGGCCGCAAGGUAUCCAUGUAUCUGCAUGGAUUCCAGGAGGAUUCCUUACUUUUUGAGCGUGAUAACUUCACCGAUUUGGGUGUUAUAUGGUCGCCCAAAGGCACCUACCUUGCCUCAUUCCACGAACAGGGCAUCCAGUUGUGGGGAGGAGAAAAGUUUGAAAAGAUUCAUAAAUUUAAACAUUAUAAGGUGCGGUUAAUCGAUUUUUCACCAUGCGAGCGUUAUCUGGUGACGUUCAAUGAUGGUGUUGGAGGCCCAACAGGAAAAGGCUCUUCCGAUUUGCACGAAGAUGACCGGAAGCCCAGCGUUGUUGUGUGGGAUAUUUUAACAAUGCAGAAGAAGAGAACAUUCCAGCCUUCAGAAGAGAUCACAUGGCCCAUGUUUAAGUGGAGCCAUGACGACAAAUACUUUGCCCGCCAAACCGAGGACAAUAUUCAGAUCUACGAAACGCCUAGCUGUGGACUUCUGGACAAAAAAUCACACAAGGUAACCGGUGUGAAGUCGUUCAGCUGGUGCCCGACUUUAAACAUCAUGGCCUAUUGGGUAGCUGAAGACCGAGACGUACCAGCUAGGGUAAAUCUUUUGGAGAUUCCUUCUCGGCAAGAGCUUCGAUCGAAAAACCUGUUCAACGUAGCCGACUGUAAAAUGUGUUGGCAGAAGAAUGGCGACUACCUAGCUGUCAAAGUUGACCGUUUCCAGAAGUCUAAAAAAGAAGGCAACGUUAUCAAAUAUUCCGGGAUGUAUUUCAAUUUCGAGGUGUUUAUGAUUCGAGAGAAAAAUAUUCCCGUAGAUUCGGUCGAGUUGAAGGAUUCCUGCGUGAAUCAGUUGGCUUGGGAACCCAAUGGUUCAAAGUUCGCUGUCGUCCACGGAGAAGGCCAGCAUUCGGCUGUGUCAUUUUAUCAAGUCAAGUCUGCUUCAGUGACGCUGUUAAAGCGUAUGGAAAAAAAGUUGUGCAACAGACUUCUUUGGUCACCUAGUGGUCAGUUCAUUGUGCUUGCUGGUCUGAAGACACUUAAUGGCACACUCGAGUUUGUGGACACAGCGAACGAUUUCACCAUACUGACGACUGCUGAACAUUUUCGUUGCACGGACGUUGAGUGGGAUCCUACUGGACGAUAUGUAGUUACCUCGGUCUCAGCUUGGGCUGGGGACCGCUCGGAUAAUGCCUAUUGGAUUUGGAGUUUCCAGGGUAAGACUCUACGUAAAACGGCUCCGACAGGCUUUUGUGCAUUCCAAUGGAGACCCAGACCUCGCACCUUGCUAACUGAGGAUCAUAUUAAGGAAAUCAAGAAGAAUUUCAAAAAAUAUUCGCAACAGUUUGAAGUUAAGGAUCGCGCAUCACUUACCAAGGUAUCCAAGGACAUUAUGGAGAAACGCCAAAAAUUAAUGGAGCGACAUCGUAGCUGGCAGGCCGAUAAGAAUAAUAAACUCGCCAUUCUGAGGCCUCUUCGCCUCGAGCUUCGCGGUGGCGUUGACACGGACGCCCUAGAUACUACCGAAGAUCCUGAUGAUCUUGAGGAGGAAACUCUUUUUGUACUUGUCAAGGAAGAGAGCAUCGCACUCCCCGCGUAGAUCUUGAAGCUACAGCCGUAUUAUACAAACACUGGCUGAAAGACCGCUUCACCGCUUGAACCAUCUGUGAAAAAAGGGACUUCUGGCCGAUGACACAUGAUGUCGAAAAGUAGCAAACCAUGGACAAAAGUGGAACAAAGCACUUACGAAAAUAAACUAAUAAAUUCUUAUUAUUCAUACAAGUAAAAUUCUAUUGUCAUUGUCCAGUUGUGCUAACAAUUAAUAAGAAGUGUCGCUCACCUUAACUGAUUUGAUCCUGGUUAUACCUAUACAGAAAUUGCUGUAAACAGACCUCGCUUUUUGAUGUAAUUAACCUCCUCCCUCUAUCCCCUCCUAAAAAGGUGUUUGAAUCUCAGGUAAAGGAAAGUCUCUAAGACAUGAGAGUUAUACACGAUUGGAAACCAAGGAGAGUAUGUAAAAGCGCUUCAUCCGUUACUGCAAAUCAAUUGUAUAUAUUCUUUUGAUGGUUCUAAUUGCGUUUUAUCUGGCGGCAACUUUUGGCAAAACAUAAUAAAUGGCCAGCGUCUAAAUCCUGUUUUUUUACCUAUAAACUCCUACUCAAUAUACAGUAGGUGUAACAUUCUCUCGAGUAAAAAUUUUUUUGGCUACCUACCAGCAAAAAAAGAAAAAAAAAGACCGGAUUUUGAUUUUGUACAGUACUUUUGCUAUUGUAGGUACCCAGGUCGUCCCACGUAAGAACUGCUUGUGGGAAAUAGAAGUAUUUCACACUAUGCACAACAGGCUGCUGGUUUAUGGAAAAAAUUAGUAAAAAAUAGGUUAGUAAAAUUAUAAGAAACAGAAUUAUAUGCUACUGCAAAUAUCCCAAUCGAUUUUCAUGUGUACAUAUAUGUUGCCUUACAUCUUUAAGGGGUCAAUGUCCAACAGUUUCACUGCCACGUUGAAUUUUAUUACGUCAAAGUCAAUUUUUGUCUCACGAUUAUUAUACUAAGCCCAUACCAUCAGCGGAGUUGCUAAGUUUGGAUACAUACAUGAUACACUUGAAAGAUAUUCAACCUGCCAACCAGAUCAAUCGAUCUGUCCGAGAUAUGACAAGAUUCGUUCUACUUCUGUUUUUUCUAAUUUCUCCUUUAAGGGCUAGCAUCUUUGCCUAUCUCUACUAUUUGCUUUUGCUAACAAAAGGUUUGCGCGAAUUCCUCGUAAGAUGGACAAACGUAGCUUACUUCAUAAUAGUCAACUUCAAUAAUCAAACAAGCGAACUGCUGAUGUGAAUGUAAAGCUUAGAGAAACUUCAAUAAUCGACAGAUUUCAGUUUUAACGAAAAUGACUAAUGGUUUCUUCUGUUUCUGUGCAUUUAAAACUUUUCUAUUAUACGCCUAAUACCUUGACUCGUUGCUUCGAACUUCGGAAAAAAAUACCCACCUCGAGAAAUCGCCUCCAUUCUAUAGCAAUCUUUAGCAAAUUCAUAGUAGUUUCUCCUUUACUACUGUACCACUUGCAUGGUACAGACAAUACAAUGCAUAUAUCAAAUUAACAUAGCAAUAUGAAAUUAAAUAUUAAUUGUCUUCUACAUGAAAAAUAGGUAAGCUCAGACCAAAAAUCAACUUUAAGAUCCUUUGUUUACUGGACUGUUUCUUGUCUUUUAGCAAUUGUAGCAUUGACAGCAAGUAGCCUAUUGUAGUCAAUUGUUGUGCUACUUAUACAAUGGUCAAUCAAAAACUUCGAUCAGAAAAAAUCGAUUUUUGCCAUAACAAUAGCCCCCUAUAAAUUGAACCCAUUUUAACUACAUGAAUAGCACAAGUUCACUCAAUAACACUACUUAAAGUUCAUAUUUUAUAAAACGGUACCACCUUUAUACAUCUUUCAUAAAGAUUUAGUUGGUUUUCGUCGUCGGUAUAAGUAUAUACGUAUUUGUAAAUCGUUGGGAACUACCUGUCAAAGUUAGAUUUAAAAUAAAAAUUUAGUUCGAUCUGACUAUUUUAGAAGUUUCGUCAAAUAUUGGACAUUUACAGCAUCAUAGCUUAAUCUGCACGCAAACUACCUAUUUUUGUCCAUAUAAAACUCAUGGGGGCAAACCGAUGUAUACAGAAGAGCAAAUAAUGAGUCUUUAUUUAGGAAAAAGUUUUCUAGUAAGGAGAAAGUGUUUAAGAAAUUUGAACUACUUAAACCCUAAAAGUAUUUGAUUUCCGACUUGAAGGCUUAUAUCUUUCAAAGAGCGGACUCAUGGUUUCAUGCUCAACCCAAGAUGUUGCCUACCUUUUCUUUAUUCUCUAUGUGGUGUAAAACAAGCAUCAACUUACAUAUUGUGUACUUUUCGAAAACAGUAAAGCCUUUGUGAUUUUCCUUGCCAUUGUAAUAAUCUUUAUUUAAUGUCUUUGCUAAGUUUAUUUACUGAAUUAGUUACAGUAAUAGCUUGUGCCUAUUGGAUGGAGUUCUUUGUCCAAGUGCUUUUUUCGCGGUAUUUCUGGCUCUCGAAGUUGAUUUUGUUUGAACCGCUGUAAUUCCGCAAGUCAGAGAUAAAACCCAGUCGCGUACUUUCUUACUGUUUCAUCAUACAGUUUCAGUCAAGAAAGUAUUUUCGAUGUUUUUUGAAAACGGUUGCAUAAUCUCCAAUUAAUAACUUAUUCUUUUUACACCGAAGCUCAUGUAAGCAAGAACUCUUUGUCACGAAUCAUUGUUAAUUACUAAGGUAUUCACACACACUAACUAGCUUAAUAAAUACUGUUUUAUACUUCAGUCAGUAACAUUCACUGCCUAAACAAUUUAUGUAAUCCUAAACUUCUAUAUAUAUAUAAAACAACUUAUGUGGUAAAUUAUGUAAACGUUCCUAUAUUUUUUCCCGAAUACCUUUAAUAGUUUUAACUGGAUACCUUUAGUUAAAUUGGCCGACCAAUUUAAACAAAAAGGUUAUGUGAACUAAAAGCACAAUUCUUAGGAUCUCGUACUCUUAUUUCUUUCUGAAUUACAUUACCAUAUCUAAUUUUUAAUAUGCAUUUGAUAAAAUUCAUAUAAUAUAUCGAGGCCACACCUUGCAUAUCUUGAGUAAAGUGUAGUUUAAAAAAUCUUUCGUUAUAGUUAUCGUAAUACAAGGAGGUUAUACACAAAAGGUUCGAAGCCAAAAGCGGUCCCGAAUGUACAUUAAAAUAGUACAAAACAUUAUUUUUGGUUUUCAAACUCGAAUUAGCAAAGUCCUACUAAUCAACGGCGUACUCUUAUUACAACUGAUAUGUUUUAAAGCUUAAAUUAGCCAACUCCUAUUAAGGAGCGGCGUACUCUAAUAAGAACUGAUGUGACAUUUGACAGUCAUCGAGACACGAAACUCAACUAUUGAAUUGAGCGGCGAUCAAGGAAGACUGUUUAACAACGCUAGCCUGUAAAUUUUAACUAAGUGCUAUUUGAUUAGCCAAUAAAAAGUUACUUUUCUGUCAUAUCUCAUAUAGCCAUAUACUGAUUCAAAUUUAUUUCGUGGCGUAUAUAUAGCUGUUCGGAACGCUAAAAGCUUUCGAUAGGCAAAAUGAGGCAUUCCCCACGAAGAAGCAGCCCACAGAGCAUAGCUAAUGCGCCGGCGCGCGCACGCCACAGGGAACCGGUCCUCUCUGUUAUACACUCGAUGGCGACUCGGUCACAAAUGACGGCCGACAGCCGAUGAGCAACAACGCGCCCCCAAUGCCCGCCCAUGAGUACAGCCGCGGGCGCCUGUUCGAUGUCUGCUCGCUUCUGUGACCAUAUAAGGGAUGCCGGCUGGGUGUCGAAUCGACUCUCCGAAAUCUUUCCGCUGGAAAGGAGAUCCCCUCCAGACUUAGCGGGCUCCUGCGAGCUGAAUAAAGACGCAACGCUAUUUGAAAAGUUGUUCUUAAACUUAGUUUCCUUAGGCACUUUAGUAAAAUCGAUGUUUGCCAGAAUGAAACGUUUGUUUGAAAAGUAAGUGGGCUCUCAACGGGGGCCGUAUUGUAAUCUGCUUACUGUGAAUGACACUUGUUCAUUGUCAAUCCAGGCUUACAUAUUGUCAUCGAUACACCGGACGAAAUAAACUUAUAUUUGGGUAGUCGUGAUAGCCUGGGUGGGUAAGGCGUUGCGGGUAAUUGGAUCUGUCAUGGUGGUCUUGGCGGACCGGUCGGUAGGCGCCAUCUUAUAUCUGACGGAUUGUUUAAAUGUGGCGCCAUGCGUGGAAAGCCACUUAUAUUUUUUGUCCCAAAGACAUUUGCUACAUUAUCCGUCAUUUUCACAGGUAAACGUUCCCUAUAAACUAAACGUACUAUUGUCUUGCGCAGGGCUCGCAAUGCGAAUAGUUGGUUCCAUUGCCGCACGGCCGAUGGUGCGUUGAUGGACGAUGUCAUAUUGAGCCAAAUGUUAUCACGCGUGUCCCCGAUCGUGUGCUGGGAACGAGCAUGAACAUGUUUUUUGCAGUCGUAAGUGUUCUGCACCGAUUCGACUAAGCUAGAUACGCAUGUCGAUUUUUCACAGUGUCCUGGCUACUUGCACGAGACACGGUCGAAGUAGUUCUAUGGUCGUUCCACGACAAACCUCAUGCAAUCCGUCACUGUGCCGCUGGUGUAUCGGCAGCGCCAUAACCAUCACAACGCAGUUACUGACCAUAGCGGGCGAGUUGUGGCCGCGUUAGCGGGUUUCAGCGGCGAUCGUGGCGCCCUCAUCGCGGCGGUUACGGCGGAGGGGUUUCGUUGUGCUGUGCAUCAGCAGAUUCAGGAGCUUUGCUUUGGGUAGCCCCAGUUGAGUGUCUAGCCGCCAGCUUCAAGGGAACGACAGGCAAGCGGCAACGGUGUGGCUAUCGACGCGAACACUGUGGAGCUAAAAGAACGGUUUUGUAGCCCGUUGUUUGUGUGUCUGUGUGUGUGAGCGUCUGUGAAUAUUACGUUAGUCGCUUGA